CCUCAGGUGACGCGUGCGCGCCACACUCACCUCCGCGUGCUCACAACACAAUCUCCUGCAGUUUGUGUUUAUCACUGGACUCGUGUAGCCUAAACGCUAAAAAUAAACGCCAUAAUACACUUCUCACUAGAAAUGCACACUAGAAUACAUAGUAGACACUAAAACGUGUAAAAUACACAAUGCGUCUUUUAUAGGGUAUACAAUCUCACUUAUUUUCCAGCGUUUCGUCUAAGCGUUUUAUUGAGGAAAACAAACGGAACUUACAUUAACAGUCGCCAAAAUCUUGGACGCCACUUCGUCGAGAACAAGAAGAAAAAGCCAAUUACCUCGUGAGGAAGAAAGAAGUGCCCCUGAUACCCCGCGCACGUGCGCCGUGAUUACCCCAAACACAGUGACCCGGACAGAGAGCUGAACUCUUUUACCCCUCUACCUGUGAAACUCUCAGCAUGCCGGUUUCUUACGUUUUGUGAUUACAGUUGAAAAUCCGGAGGUAUCGCAUCAGAGGUCAAAGUGAGGGGCGCACGGUGCCGCGUCCUGGUGUGAUCCACUUAUUGAUCUCGCCUGCUUUUGAUUGAUCCUCAUCUCAAUAUCCCUUCAUUAAAGCAUGCAGUUAGAAAGCAUCCUCCCUGGUGCAUCUGUCAACUUACCCAAGACUUUCUACAACCUGUCCACGUCUUCAGAGAGCACCAACAACAGCCCGGGGUCAACACAGAUCGACUUCCAGGAGAUGGAUCGAACGGAACCCGAGCAGAAAAAGUUCCUGAGCGGUGGGAGCGCGCUGCUGGAUGAGGGUGAGAGUGAGACAUUUGCCGGGAAUAAAGCAUCGGGAGACGGGAGGAAAAGUUCUCCAGUAAUCUCCAGUGGAGAUGAUGACCUCUCUAGCGCCCGCCGGUACAACAUUGACGAACUGGGCACUGAUCGCUAUUUCAUAUCUUCAACCCAACCGAGCUCCGACGUGACCAAUCCGUGCUCACUCUUCCCGUACGGAGGUCAGACCGGGUCGGUGUACAGCGGCUCUAACGGCUCCAGGUAUUCUUCGUCUCUGCAUUACGGGUCGGUUCUUCCACCCGCCGGCUUCUCAUCUGCCGUGUGCGCCAGUCGUAGUCAGUUUGGAAGCGGGUAUCAGUUCGCACAGGGUCCCGGUUGCCUCUAUCCGUCAUAUCCCGGACCGGGCUCCAGUUUGAGCUCGAUGCCCAUCCCGGGUUCGGGCUCGGCGGCGAGGGCGCAAGUAUACCUGUGUAACAGACCCCUGUGGCUAAAAUUUCACCGACAUCAAACAGAGAUGAUUAUCACCAAACAGGGCAGGAGAAUGUUUCCCUUCCUGAGUUUUAAUAUAACUGGACUGAACCUGACCGCACAUUAUAAUGUGUUUGUGGAAAUUGUUCUGGCCGACCCGAACCACUGGAGAUUUCAGGGCGGAAAAUGGGUCACCUGCGGGAAAGCAGACAAUAACAUGCAAGGAAACAAGGUUUAUGUUCACCCAGAAUCACCAAACACAGGCGCACACUGGAUGAGACAAGAAAUAUCAUUUGGCAAACUGAAACUGACCAACAACAAGGGUGCAAAUAACAACAAUACUCAGAUGAUUGUCCUGCAGUCCCUGCAUAAGUACCAGCCACGGCUGCACAUCGUUGAGGUGACAGAGGAUGGUGUGGAAGACAUGAGCAACGAAGCUAAAACGCAAACCUUUACAUUCCCAGAGAACCAGUUUAUUGCUGUAACCGCUUACCAGAACACAGACAUCACACAGCUCAAGAUCGACCACAACCCCUUCGCUAAAGGCUUCAGAGAUAAUUAUGAUUCGAUGUACACGGCUCCAGAGAGUGACAGACUGACCCCCUCUCCUACUGAUUCUCCACGGUCACACCAGAUUGUCCCCGGUGCCCGCUAUGCUAUGCAGCCCUUCUUCCAAGACCAGUUUGUGAACAACCUGCCGCAAAAUCACCGCUUCUAUGGCAGCGAACGUGCUGUGCCGCAGACCAACGGCCUGCUGUCCCCUCAGAGCGAGGACUCUGCUGCGAGCUCUGCCUCUGCCCAGCGCUGGUUCGUGGGCCCCGUCCAGCAAAGCGGAGGUUCCACCAAACUUGACCUGUCCUACGACGGCGAGUAUUCGGCCUCCAGCCUCCUGCCCUAUGGCAUUAAGCCCUUGCCUCUGCAGAGCCCUCACGCUCUGGGCUAUUACCCCGACUCUGCCUUCGCUUCGAUGGCUGCCGGAUGGAGCAGCAGAAGUUCGUAUCAGAGGAAGAUGACCACCGGCCUGCCCUGGUCACCUCGGCCGAGUCCUCCCGCGUACGCCGACGAUCUGCUCUCCUCAAAAGACAAGCUACAGGACGACAGCUCCGGGGCGGCCCCGGCAACCGCCUCUACCGGGCCUUGGAUGGAGACCCCGCCGGUCCUCAAAGUGGUAGAUUCCGGGGACGCCGGUGGAUAUGCGGCGGCGUGCAAGAGGAGGCGCGUUUCACCUGGAGGUUCGAGUACAGACGCUUCACCCACUAUAAAGUGUGAGGACUUGAGCUCUGAGGAGUACAACAAAGAGAGUCAUAAAGCUAUGGGUUAUUAUGCCUUCUAUACAAGCCCUUAAAGACUGCUGAUGAUUCAGAUCAUUUAUCAAUUCUCUCUCAUAUUUUGUUUGAAGUGUUCUGCCCAUGUUGUGUUUUAACCCUUUUAACCUGCAGGUGCCAAAGCUCCGUGCCACACCCACUCCCCAGUGCUUGUUCAGUUUUUGCUUAUUUGUGAAACAUUUUGGGGUUUUAAUUUUUUCUUCAUUUUUAAAGCAUGCCCUUAAAUUCUGCUUUUAAUCUUAUUUUUCUAAAAAAAAAAACCUUUUGCGGUUUUUCCUUUUAUUUAAGACUCUGUUGUACAGUAUUUGUGCACUUUAGAUUGUGAUGUAUCUUGUACAAAUGUUCUCAUGGCACUGUUAUGAAAGGUGGAAUAAAAUGUGCUUUUCAUACUA
Molecule: messenger RNA, 2953 nt
Organism: Misgurnus anguillicaudatus (oriental weatherfish)
Lineage: Eukaryota; Metazoa; Chordata; Actinopteri; Cypriniformes; Cobitidae
Gene: eomesa
Product: eomesodermin homolog a
Biological process (GO): CD8-positive, alpha-beta T cell differentiation involved in immune response; regulation of transcription by RNA polymerase II; positive regulation of DNA-templated transcription
Cellular component (GO): nucleus; chromatin
Molecular function (GO): RNA polymerase II cis-regulatory region sequence-specific DNA binding; DNA-binding transcription factor activity, RNA polymerase II-specific
Source: RefSeq, a predicted model, not a curated record